Messenger RNA from Wallemia ichthyophaga EXF-994, 642 nucleotides. Its product is annotated as putative cutinase cut3. The transcript is spliced from 2 exons. Gene Ontology annotation, molecular function: hydrolase activity. The coding region runs from base 1 to 642 and encodes 213 amino acids. Lineage: Eukaryota; Fungi; Basidiomycota; Wallemiomycetes; Wallemiales; Wallemiaceae. The record is from RefSeq and is a predicted model, not a curated record.
AUGCUCUUUUCAAUUGCCACAAUCGCCGCGCUCACCACUGCUGCCUUUGCUAAGUGCAACGACUAUUUGCUCAUCUCUACCAGGGGAACUGGUGAACGUCAAGGUCCUUCAGCAGGCUUCCGCACCAUGAUUAGCGAAACUCUUAAUCAAGUACCCAACGGAGAAGAGUAUGAUACGAAGUAUCCAGCUGGUUUCGAUCAGAAUACUUCACUUGGAGUUAUCGACAUAAUUAACAAAAUCUCCGAUGGAUUACAAUCUUGCCCAGAUCAACGAUACGCGCUUCUUGGCUACAGUCAGGGCGCUACUACUACACUGGACGCUCUCAACAGUAGCAAUCUCUCGGAAGAUGCAAAGAACAUGAUAGAAGCUGUCAUUCUUAUCGGUAAUCCAUACAGAAUGCCAAAUCAGCAGUCAAAUGUCGAAGGACUUGGUGCCGACAACGCCUUUGGUGUUGCUAGUGCCUUAUCUAAGCCAAUUCCAGACUCGUUUGACGAGAGCGGAAAAGCUCUUGACUUUUGCUAUAGUGACGACUGCAUCUGCAAUGUUGCCUGCACGGGCUUCAGGUCUGGCCAUUUAAAGUAUGGAUUCGAUAUGGAAGUACAAAAUCAAGCAGCUCAACAUCUUAUAGAGCACUUGAGCUAA